AUGGUCGUAUCAGUUGCUGGUAGCGACAGAGACUCAUCACUUGCUCAAUCGUACACGAAUACCAAUGUCGUUGAUUGGGAUAGCCCCGAAGAUUCCGAAAAUCCCCUUCACUGGUCGUCCUCCAAAAAGAACCUACACAUAGUCAUCGUGAGCCUGUUUUCACUCACUGCAAACCUGGCCGCAACCAUGUUCGCGCCCGGAGCACCACAGCUCGCUGAAGAAUUUCACAUCAAAAGUCCCACUGUCGAGGCCAUGACAGUCAGUCUCUACGUGCUUGGCUUCGCCCUCGGUCCUCUCGUUCUUGCGCCACUCUCCGAGUUGUAUGGUCGCCUUAUCAUCUACUACUUCUGCAACUUUGUCUACUUGGCGUUCACUGUGGGAUGUACCUUCAGUACCAAUGUUGCUAUGUUCCUUGUUUUCCGAUUCCUUUGUGGUUGCGCUGCCUCGGGACCCAUGAGUAUCGGUGGCGGUUCAGUUGCAGACAUGACGCCUCAGGAGCAGCGAGGACGGGCCAUGGCAUUGUUUACUAUGGGGCCAAUCUUGGGACCUGUUCUUGGUCCUAUCGUUGGAGGCUUUGUUUCUCAAUAUGCCAAUUGGCGCUGGACGUUUCGGAUCAUUCUGAUAUUGUCUGGGCUCAUCUGCGCAGCCACGGUCAUCUUCAUGAAAGAGACUAACGCUGCCGUUUUACUACGGCGAAAGACCAAUCGAAUGCGCAGAGAAACUGGGAACCUCAAACUCGUACCCAAAGGUGCAAGGAGGGAGACACCCCGCCAAGCGCUCUUUCGUGCCUUUACUCGCCCACUCAAGAUGCUCGUCUUCUCGCCCAUUGUUCUGCUUGUGUCGCUGUACACUGGUGUGAUGUUCGGGCUCAUAUUUUUGCUUUUCACCACCUUCCCGUCUGUCUUCCAGGAAGUCUACGACUUUGACGCAGGAACCGCUGGUCUAGCCUACCUCGGCCUCGGUAUUGGCAUGAUGCUCGGAUUGGUACUAUUUUCCAUCCUCAGUGACAAGCUCCUCGGACAGAAGCAGGGCGCCUCCGUUGUGAAGCCGGAACAGCGGCUCAUCUUGAUGAAGUGGAUGGGCCCCAUCACUCCUCUCGGCUGUUUCCUAUACGGCUGGAGUGCUCAAUACCAUACCCACUGGAUCGUGCCGAUUUCGGGGACCUUCAUCGUCGGUCUUGGAUCUCUAUUUGUCGUCAUACCAGGACAGAUCUAUCUGGUAGACGCCUUUGGGGCGGAAGCUGCGGCUUCUGCCCUCGCGGCCAACCUGCUUGUCCGCUCUCCUUUCGGUGCUUUCCUGGUCCUGGCUGCGGCACCGUUGUAUGACACACUGGGGCUAGGAUGGGGGAAUAGCGUGCUAGGUUUCAUCACCCUUGCCUUCACGCCAGUACCGUGGCUAUUUUAUCGUUACGGUGAAGCCUUGAGGAUUCGUUUCCCCGUCGAUUUGUGA
Molecule: messenger RNA, 1449 nt
Organism: Dothidotthia symphoricarpi CBS 119687
Lineage: Eukaryota; Fungi; Ascomycota; Dothideomycetes; Pleosporales; Dothidotthiaceae
Product: putative MFS transporter
Exons: 4
Coding region: 1-1449 (482 amino acids)
Biological process (GO): transmembrane transport
Molecular function (GO): transmembrane transporter activity
Source: RefSeq, a predicted model, not a curated record